AUGACCAAAGAUCACAACGUCGAGGAGCGAGGCGUCGAUGCCGCUGCUCGCCACUCUUUGAACGAAGAAGCGGCCAUGGAAAAGGGUGCUGCCAUGCACAGUGAAGAUUUCCAUGGUGCUGCUGAACGUGGUCACGUCGCCACCGACAAAUAUGGCCACUCCCUCAUCACAUUCGACCCCAAAGCUGAGGCUCGUUUGCGACUCAAGAUCGAUCUAUACAUUGUGCCUACUGUGGCCCUUUUGUAUUUGUUCUGUUUCAUCGACCGCGCAAAUAUCGGAAACGCAAGACUGGCAGGUUUCGAAAAAGACCUAAAACUAAAGGGCUAUGAUUACAACACCGUCUUAUCCGUCUUCUACAUCUCCUACAUCAUCUUCGAAAUCCCAGCCAAUAUGCUUUGCAAAUGGAUGGGUCCUGGUUGGUUCAUUCCAUUGACCUCUCUGGGCUUUGGAGUAUGCUCGAUAGGAACGGCCUUUGUCCACGAUAUCCAUGGCGCUUGUGGUGUACGAUUUCUUCUCGGCAUCUUCGAGGCAGGCAUGCUCCCAGGUAUUGCUUAUUACAUGUCACGAUGGUAUCGACGAAGCGAGUUGGCUUUCCGACUUUCUCUUUACAUCGUCAUGGCACCACUUGCUGGAGCAUUCGGUGGACUACUCGCAUCUGCUAUCCUCAAACUGCCAGGAUUCGGAAGCAUCCAUCAAUGGCGUAUGAUCUUUGCCAUCGAAGGCAUCAUCACUUGCGGUAUUGCCCUCAUCUCUUUCUUUACUGUCACAGAUCGACCGGAGACCGCAAGAUGGCUCUCACAGGAGGAGAAGGAUUUGGCCAUUGCUCGCGUCAAGUCCGAGCGUGUCGGUACCACUGAGGUCCUUGAUAGACUCGACAAACCCAAGAUUAUGCGAGGUAUCUUCAGCCCCGUCACGUUGGCUACAUCCUUUAUCUUCCUCCUCGACAAUAUUACCGUCCAAGGCCUCGCUUUCUUCGCCCCAACUAUCGUCCGCACCAUCUAUCCCAAGGCAACGGUUAUCUCUCAGCAACUCCACACCGUCCCACCUUAUAUUGUUGGUGCCUUUUUCGUCUUACUUCUACCUGGCCUAUCUUGGAGAUUCGACCGAAGAAACAUCUUCUUCAUCGUUUCUGCUCCCAUGAUGAUGAUCGGAUAUAUCAUGUUCCUGGCCAGCACGAAAACCAGCGUACGUUAUGGUGCUACUUUUGUUAUCGCUGCAGGUGCUUUCCCCUUCGGAGCACUUUGCAAUGCCCAAGUUUCAGCAAAUGUCGUGUCCGACACUGCUCGAUCAUCAGCUAUCGGGACCGUCGUCAUGUUCGGCAACAUUGGUGGUCUUAUCUCGACCUGGUCGUUCCUACCAUUCGACGCCCCCAAUUUCCAUAUUGGUAAUGGCUUGAAUUUGGCCACUUCCUCAACCAUUCUGAUCUGUUCUAUCCUACUCCUCUUCUGGAUGUGGGGAGACAACAAAAAGAGAGAGCAAAAGGAUGUUGAUUCAGAGUUGGACGGUCUGUCUAUUAAGCAGGUACAAGAUCUCGAUUGGAGACAUCCUGGUUUCCGAUGGAGACCAUAG
This is a messenger RNA of Exophiala bonariae, 1569 nucleotides long. RefSeq lists its product as uncharacterized. Gene Ontology annotation, biological process: transmembrane transport. The coding region runs from base 1 to 1569 and encodes 522 amino acids. NCBI's taxonomy places the organism in Eukaryota, Fungi, Ascomycota, Eurotiomycetes, Chaetothyriales, Herpotrichiellaceae. Gene Ontology annotation, cellular component: membrane. The transcript is spliced from 3 exons. Gene Ontology annotation, molecular function: transmembrane transporter activity. The record is from RefSeq and is a predicted model, not a curated record.